UUUAGUCUGGCCAAAUCAAACGGACCGGUAGUUUAGUUUGGCCAAAUCAAACGCACUAAAUGAGCAGUUUGAGGCUUUCACACGGACUGGUUGCACUAUUAGGAGCACUGCCGGCAGGCGAGGAAGAUCUUCGUACUCCACGGACUCGGCGGCGUCGGGAAGACACAACUAGCCAUCGAUUUCGAUCGGCGCCACCAGGCUACGUUCAGCUCGGUCUUCUGGCUCGACGGCAGAUUGGAGGACCGCCUCAGACGGAGCAUUGCCGGCUGCGUUAAUCGGAUUCCCAAAGGACAAAUUUCCCGCUUGGGCCAGAACCAGGCCGAGGCUCACAGUAAGGACGAUCUCGAUGCUGCCGUGGCGAGCAUGGUGGAGUGCGCGGCCCGACAACGGCGACUGGCUCUUGAUCUUCGACAAUGUCGACUAAGACCACGAGCAAGGCGGCAUGAUGAGCGUGUA
This is a messenger RNA of Ilyonectria robusta, 456 nucleotides long. RefSeq lists its product as uncharacterized. The record is from RefSeq and is a predicted model, not a curated record. Bases 60 to 275 code for a protein of 71 amino acids. The transcript has a single exon. Lineage: Eukaryota; Fungi; Ascomycota; Sordariomycetes; Hypocreales; Nectriaceae.